CCGGGGCGUCCGCUCCGUCGGGGCACGCUGACGGCGCUAGCUCUCCCUUGCAGGGCGAAGGCUGCGGGUCUGCCUGCCUGCCGCCAGCCAUGGGUUUCGAGCUCGCGCUGGGUUGCCCCGAGGGCCACAGCGCCCUACUCCAGCUGCAGGAGGCUGAGCUGCGCCUGCUGGAGGGGCUCCGCAAGUGGAUGGGCCAGCGCGCCAAGAGCGACCGAGAGUACGCUGCCCUCUUACACCAGAUGCACAGCCAGGCCGGCAAGCAGGAGAGCGGCGGCCAGCCCAACAACAGCCAGGUCGCCCAGUGCUGGUGGUCGCUGGUAACACAGACGGAGGCACUGAGCCAGCUCCUGCAACGACACGCCGAGGCGCUGGUCUCGGGCCCCCUGCACAAGCUGGGCCAGCUCAUCCGGGACAAGCAGCAGCUACGACGGAGCUACAGCGAGCAGUGGCAGCACAUGAACCAGGACUUCCUCCGGACCACCCAGCAGGAGCCUGAGCGCCUGAAGGCACAGUACCGCAGCCAUGUUCGGGAGAGUACUCAGGCCAAGCGCAAAUACCAGGAGGCCAGCAAAGAGAAGGACCGAGAGAAGGCCAAGGACAGAUAUGUCCGGAGCCUGUGGAAGCUCUACUCCCUGCACAACCAGUAUGUGCUGGCCCUGAAGGCGGCUGAGGUGCAGCACAGCCACCACUACCAGCACACUCUGCCUGGGAUGCUCCAGUCCUUGCACAACCUGCACCAGGAAAUGGCCGACAUCACGAAGGGGACCCUCCAGGAGUAUGCAAGCAUCACCAGCCUGGUGCAGGAGGAGAUGGUCGCGGUACACCAAGCCAUGGGCAGAGCCAUUGAGCGCCUCCGCCCAGACGUGGAAUACGAAGGCUUUCAUCCCCAGUGCAGGUGUGGGAACGAGUCCCCUGCUGUGGUGACCUUUGACAUGAGCCUGCUGGAGGAGAUGGAGACAGAGGGCCUGAAAGCCGGGGAGCUCCAGCUGAAUGAGCUGACGCUGGAAAGCAUACAGCAUACACUCACCUCUCUGGAGGAGGAGCUGGCCAACGCCACAGAGAGCACCCGAAGUCACCAGCAGCGUGCCCAGAUUCUGAAGGCUGAAAUGCAGAAGGAAGAGGCAGCUGUGAGCCCUGGAGAACGGAUCCUGCUCCUGGGAAAGCGCCAGGCCUUGCAUGAAGCCCAGCACCAAAGCCACCUGGCCCAGGGCACACAAGACAAGCUUCAGGCACAGCGGGAUUUGCUGUGGCACAAGCUGGACAAGCUGGGAACCUGUGACCCUCCCCCUGCUCCAGCCCUGCAGGAGGACAAUCAAUCGGUGUCGUCUGGGGAGGCAGAGCGUGAUGGGGGUUGGAUCCCGGCCUUGGAGGUCCUGAAACAGCACAUCUCGGGCAUCUUCCGACCACGUCUCACACUGCCACCCCCAGUGCCCCUCCUGCCUGAGGUGCAGAAGCCCUUGGGCCAGCAAGCCUGGUACCAUGGCGCCAUCCCCCGCAUGGAGGUGCAGAGGCUGCUGCAGGCCAGCGGAGACUUCCUGGUGCGCGAGAGCCAAGGCAAGCAGGAGUAUGUCCUCUCAGUCUUGUGGGAUGCUCAGCCUCGGCAUUUCAUCCUCCAAUCUGCUGAUAACAUGUAUCGCUUGGAGGGCGAAGCAUUUCCCACCAUUCCGCUGCUGAUUGACCAUUUCCUGAAGACCAAACAGCCCAUCACCAAAAAGAGUGGUGUUGUCUUGGGAAAACCCAUCAUCAAGGACAAGUGGGUGUUAGACCAUGAGGACGUGCUGCUUGGGGAGCGCAUCGGGCAGGGCAACUUUGGAGAGGUGUUCAGUGGGCGCCUCCGCUGUGACAACACCCCGGUGGCUGUGAAGUCCUGCCGUGAAACUCUCCCGCCAGAGCUCAAGGCCCGAUUCCUGCAAGAGGCCAGGAUCCUCAAGCAAUACAACCACCAAAAUAUUGUCCGGCUCAUUGGUGUCUGCACCCAGAAGCACCCCAUUUACAUUGUCAUGGAGCUAGUUCAGGGGGGUGACUUCUUGUCUUUCCUGCGGAAUGAGGGAGCUCAGCUCAGAGUCAAGGACCUGCUCAAGAUGAUGGAGAAUGCGGCAGCAGGCAUGGAGUACCUCGCCAGCAAGCACUGCAUCCACCGGGACCUGGCAGCCCGGAACUGUCUCGUGACAGAGAAGAACACCCUGAAGAUCAGUGACUUUGGGAUGUCGCGGGAGCAGGAGGACGGCAUUUACGCCUCCACUGGUGGCAUGAAACAGAUCCCUGUGAAGUGGACAGCCCCAGAGGCACUCAGUCACGGCCGGUACUCCUCAGAGAGUGACGUUUGGAGCUUUGGGAUCUUGCUCUGGGAAGCCUUCAGUCUGGGAGCCACACCGUACCCCAACAUGACCAACCAGCAGACCCGCGAGUUUGUGGAAAAGGGAAUGCGCCUGAGCAUCCCAGACUUGUGCCCUGAGGUGGUGUACCAGCUCAUGGAGAAGUGCUGGGAAUAUGAGCCACAGAACCGGCCGAGCUUCAGCACCAUCCACCAAGAGCUGGUUGUCAUUCUGAAGAAGCAGCGGUGAAAGUACUAACUCCAGAACCCGCUGGGCAGCAGCAAGGGGUGGCAACCAUCUCCUGCACCAAGGCUGUACCUACUUGACUUCCUGCCGAGCCUGCAACCUUCAUGCAAAACCUUUGCUCUUGACACCCCUUUCUGGCCAUGAACACCUUGCCCGCCCCCCUCCAGCGAGCCUUCCAUCCAAAGUCAGCCAAAUGGUCUCAGCUGCGCCAUGGCCAGUAGACCCUUUACCCCAGCGGUUCACCCCCGUGGUUCUCAAAGUGUGUGGUGUGCCACAUUGUUGUGGCAGGAAGAUGCAAGCACAAUCAGAUAAAUUAGUACAUAAUUAUAUUUUGGGGAUGAUUUUUUUUAAUAAAAAUUAUGAUUUUUAGGUUUAUACAUUUCAAUAAUUUUACAGUCAUUUUAACAUUUCAAAACUUGACUUCCUUCCCCCUCUUUCUGCGGUUCAUUAAAUGUAUUUUAAUAUCUUC
This is a messenger RNA of Zootoca vivipara (common lizard), 3030 nucleotides long. RefSeq names its product FES proto-oncogene, tyrosine kinase (gene FES). Gene Ontology annotation, molecular function: non-membrane spanning protein tyrosine kinase activity; ATP binding. NCBI's taxonomy places the organism in Eukaryota, Metazoa, Chordata, Lepidosauria, Squamata, Lacertidae. The record is from RefSeq and is a predicted model, not a curated record. Gene Ontology annotation, biological process: peptidyl-tyrosine phosphorylation.